Molecule: messenger RNA, 2949 nt
Organism: Sphenostylis stenocarpa
Lineage: Eukaryota; Viridiplantae; Streptophyta; Magnoliopsida; Fabales; Fabaceae
Source: the annotation of a GenBank genome assembly
AUGGAUGGGAUUUUUGGAUAUAUGGAUGGAAGAUAUGAUGUAUCUUUGGCAGAUUCUACCAUGAUGUGGAUAGUGCACUAUGCCAUGAACAAAGCUCAGGAGAAGAUGAAGGGGAAAACAGGAGUCCUCGAGCGGUUGAAUGAGAUAUCAAAGUUCUAUGAGUUAGCAGUGAUGCAACUUGAAGGUUGUCUAAGCAUUGUUCAUGCAGAGACUGAAAGCAGCUUUCUUGAGAGCAACCAUGAAGAGGUACUUAAUGACUUGAGAGACAUAAAAGAUCGCCUUCAAUGGCGUUUAAAGGAAUCUGAAUUAGCCAUUGGGGAGAAGGACAAAGAGUUGACACAGAGUUUAGAAAAUGAGUUGCAACUUAGGCAUGCUUUAGAGCUGAAAGAAAGACAAUUGGUUUCUUUGGGUGUCAGCCAUGAGGUUGAAUCCAGUGGAUUCAACGCUGAGAAUGAUCAAACAACAAGAAAUGAGCAUAGUGAUGGCGAUGGUGAGUUGAGGACUAGUGAGGAUCAACCAAAGCUUGAGCCACAAAAUGACAUGUUUAGUAAGGUACAAAAUAAUGGUGUUGGGAGGAAAAAGGUUGAGGAGAUGGGUUCUGACGUGGAGAUACUAAAGCAGACUAUGGAUCUUGCUUUUGGGAAGAUGCAAUCUGCUCUUUCCUUGUGUGAGAUGAGGCCAAAAGAGAGGGAAUGGAAGUUGGCAAUUGAAAAAGAUGUGAUGUCUAUAACAAUUGGAAGUUCCAUAAGGAAUUUUCAACAGAACUUUGAAGCACAACUGAAGAAGGAUGAGAAUCAUGUUGUCAAAGUUUGGAAGGAGCACUGGCCACGCUUGAUGAAUGAGUUUUCAAGUUUGCAGCAUGAAUUUUCCACUUUCUAUGACGCAUAUCCUGAGGAUUCUGACUGUUCAUCGCUUUCUUCCCCAGUAAAGCCUUCUUCCCCAACGAGGCCUUCUUCGCCUGAAGGAAGAUCUGAAAUUCCUAACACGUUCCCUCAAAAGAUGGAAGAGACAGAAAAGUCUGCAGAAUAUGAGGAAAAUGAAGAUGGGAGCAAGUAUGUUGCGAAGUUGAUAAAGAGUCAUGAAUCCAUUAUUCGCCGAAAGAGUGAAGAACUGAAUUUGAGUAAGUAUGGAAUAUUACAUGAAAGAAAGGCCUCGCAUGCCAGGAGAAGAAAGGAAAUAAAUCGUAUGAAAGAAAGAAUCUAUGUUGUCACUGAAAAAUUGGAUAAUUUUAUAUAUCGGAAUGUUAAACUUAGUGAAUCUCUUUUUAAGCAAAGAUGUAUUAAUGACACGGAACCGUUUUCACGGAGGAAGUUAUCAGAGGUAGAUGAGAUUCAUACUAGCAAGGAUGUUGAAAGGCAGAGAAGUGAUGAAAAAAAGGUAAAAGAAAUCAGUGAUGCUAAAAAUAAAAAUCAGGAGGACUUCAAAAGGGUGUCACAAAUAGAAAAGGAAUAUAACACAGUGCAAAUUUUGAAAUCAGAAAAUGUGUGUGGUUCUAUAGAUGAUCAAGCAGAAGAAUUCAAUAGCAAAUUCUUCAAUUUUGAGUUGGAGAAGCAAAUACAGGAGCAUGUAUAUAAGUACUACUUAAGGGAAGUAAUCAAUGAGUGGAAUGAGAACAUAGAAAAACAAACAAUUGAAAGGAAGAUUAGAGAUGACAUAAAUUUGAUUUCCUUGUUUGAGGCAGCAAAUCAAGAAUUUUCCUUAAUUAAAAGACAAUGCAGUAAUCAAGUAGAUAAAAAAAUAAAUAGCACCAUAAGUGAGGAUAUAUGCAUGCUUAUCUUUCGGAAAACUGUGGAUGAGUUCAACAAAAAGAUGGUAGAUUGCGAAGUAGACAGUGUCAUGACAGAACAGAUACAUAAGAUUGUCUUCGGUGAAACAUUGAAAAAUUUUGUCAAUAUUGCAUGUUUUGCUUCACAGGAGCAUAAAGAAAACAAGAAAAAACUUCUAGAUCAGUUACAGUUUGUAACCAUAGAAAGUUUUCUGAAGGAAGAUGUGUGUAUGGUUGUAUUCAAAGCCAUGCUUGAGGAAUGGGAAAGGGGUCUAGAUAACUACUACAUGGAGGAUUACAUCAGAGAGAAGAUAGACCAAGUUGUCAUGGUUGAGACAUUGAAUGACGCCUUUUUCUUCACCAUGGAAGUUAAAUCAUUGGUUGAAGACAAUACCACAGAAGAUAAUUGUUCCACCUCUUCUAUGAUGUUAAAUCAAGUCUGGAGAGCUCAGGGAGAAGAGAACUUCACAAUUAUGUUGUUAGAGUCACUACUUAGUUGUUUUGAGGCAGAGGAAAAUCUGAUGCUAAGUGCGAAGUGUGAGAUCAAGGAACAAUGCAGGCAACUAGACUUGGGUUCAGAACGUGGAGACCUACAUGAUUAUGAAAUAUUUGAAGAAUUGAUAACUGGGGAAGAACAAACAUUCUCUUCACUGACCAGCAAAGUAGAAAAUGUCUUGCAACAAUUAGGUAUAGGCAAGGCACUUUUGAGGCAGUUAGGCACCAGCUUAGGGCACAGUCUACGUGAUUCAGACAGUUUUCAUAAUCAACUGUCAAAUAAUGAAGAAGGUCAACUGAGGCUGUCUUCAUCUGCUUUCAUGCCCCUUUUGAAUCUUUUACUAACAUUUGCAGAAUUUGGGGCAAUGAUAUGCCAGAAGUUUGAGAUGAUGACUGUGAGAUUGGAGAAUAUGAAAGAUUGUUUGGAACCUGUUAUUGAGUUGGUUGGUUACUUGAGAAACAAGGAAUUACUUUAUCAGAAGGCCUUCAUUAAAAGGUGCCAGAAUCUUCAAAAGGCCGAAGCUGAGGUUGAUCUUCUUGGUGAUCAAGUUGAUGCACUUUUAACAUUACUUGAGAAGAUAUAUGCAGCCCUUCGUCAGCAUGCACCAGCUUUGCCGCCGUACUUUGAGGUCUAUGACAUUUUGGAAUUGAUAAAAAGAGAGCUGCAUAGUGGAUCAGUAGAGUCGUAA